Messenger RNA from Orbicella faveolata, 613 nucleotides. RefSeq lists its product as uncharacterized. Lineage: Eukaryota; Metazoa; Cnidaria; Anthozoa; Scleractinia; Merulinidae. Gene Ontology annotation, molecular function: lipid binding. The record is from RefSeq and is a predicted model, not a curated record.
AANCCGAGUAGUUUUUGCCUAUUUGCUGUAGUUUGUGCAGUGUAAAGGAUGGCUGAAAGUGACCCAGAUCUUUCAAACUCCUUUGGUGGAGCCAUAUUUCAUGAGCCCCAACCUUAUGUACCGUCAAACCCGAUCCAUGAAAAUGAUAUUGAAAGACUUCUGUCAGUGGAGAGCGAGGUGAUGGAAGGAUCAUGGUCUCGUGUGAAAAAGACAAAAGAUGCUGAAGUCUGGAGAAGGGAUUCUAAUGAGGAGGGAUUUCCACCAAUUACAAAGGCUGUUCUACAACUGGAAGAUGUUCCUUUCAAGAAAGUGGUGAAGCUGAUGACAGACUGGAAGUUGCGUCAGGAAUGGGACAAGACUGCAGCUGUUGUGGAUGUUUUGGACAGAAUAGGAAAUUUCAAAGUGGUUUACAAGUAAGGAAACUAAGGUUUUUGCUUGACAUUCUGCAGACCCUACAUGUUCCUCACCAUCAGAUCCCCUCUGCAAAUGUACAGAACCAAAUCAGGGUAUUAUGAGUGUAGAGGCAGUAUCAACAAAAAUGAUAUGAGUGCAACUGUCAUGACUGUCAUUGACUGAGAUGAGUGGUGGCUGAAUUGAAAAUGCUGAUGGAUAU